Molecule: messenger RNA, 714 nt
Organism: Caenorhabditis auriculariae
Lineage: Eukaryota; Metazoa; Nematoda; Chromadorea; Rhabditida; Rhabditidae
Source: the annotation of a GenBank genome assembly
AUGGUCGACCUUAAGCAGCAGUUGGAUCUGAUCGACUACUUUGGCGUCGUGUGCGUCUGGCUGUGCUUCUUUGCCAGCAUCUUCCUCAUCUCUUUCGGGUGCAUCCUCUGGUGCUGCGUCUCCAAGAACGACGAUCCUACUGUUUUUGCGAAGGUAGCUUUUUCAAGACUUUUUGAGGAAGACUGAGCCUUUUCCGCUAAUAUGGAAAAUAGAAAGUUUAAGUUUCUUAUUAGAAUUAAAGUGGCAUCAAAACUUGAAAGAGCUCAAUAAAAACGAAAAAGAAUCCCCAUGCGAUGUCGAUUUUUCCGAUUUUGCAAUCAAAACGAGUUUUCAUGAAUUCACUGGUGUGUAGUAUGAUCAAAAAAGGCUGCAUAGAUAGUUAACGGCUGGUUUGAGCCACCAAUAAAUGGGUCCUGUCACGAUCAAAGAAGAGAUAGGGUUAGCCGCAGAGGAAUGAAAGGGUAUCCAGAAGAAGGUUUUGAAACAUUAAAUUUGUGACUAGAACAACAAAAUAGAUGAUUAGAAAAUAAUUAGAAGGACGUAAUCAACUGAACGCUAAUAAAAUAUUUUUGAAAAGAGUAUCAAAUUCAAAAUCGCAGCUUUUUAUAUUAAAUACGUGCUGAAUAAAUUUUUGUUGUUUUUCAGUACGGCGUCGGACCGCAGCCACGAGUUCCUGCCCAAAGGUCUGCUGCUCAAGCUGCUAAAGCCGAGUAA